Molecule: messenger RNA, 2117 nt
Organism: Mugil cephalus (flathead mullet)
Lineage: Eukaryota; Metazoa; Chordata; Actinopteri; Mugiliformes; Mugilidae
Gene: mettl1
Product: methyltransferase 1, tRNA methylguanosine
Exons: 6
Coding region: 149-874 (241 amino acids)
Biological process (GO): tRNA methylation; RNA (guanine-N7)-methylation
Cellular component (GO): tRNA methyltransferase complex
Molecular function (GO): tRNA (guanine(46)-N7)-methyltransferase activity
Source: RefSeq, a predicted model, not a curated record
ACUCCGCGACUCACAAACGCUGGUAAACUAAGUAGAAACAAGCGUGACUCUCUCAAAGUGGCUAUCAGACGUGGACACUGGUGUUCAUUUAAUAUUUCGUGGACAGACUAAAUAUCGUCGGGGGUAACGUCUCUAAUUUGAACCGAACAUGAGUUCGUCGUUGCCGCAGAAGCGUUACUACAGACAGCGAGCCCAUUCAAACCCGAUGGCUCACCACACGUUUGAAUAUCCUCUGUGUCCAGAGGAAAUGGACUGGUCCAAGCUGUAUCCACACUUCUUUACUGGCAACACAUCAGAGAAAGAGAGCCCUCGUGUUGAGUUUGCAGACAUAGGAUGUGGAUACGGGGGGCUUUUAGUGGAGUUAUCUCCACUUUUCCCAGAUAAACUCAUGCUGGGUUUGGAGAUCCGGGUGAAGGUGUCAGAUUAUGUUCGGGAUCGAAUCCAGUCGCUGCGUACCUCUGAGCCGGGGAGCUACCAGAACAUUGCCUGCCUUCGCAGCAAUGCCAUGAAGUACCUCCCAAACUUCUUUUCUAAAGGACAGCUCAGUAAGAUGUUCUUCCUCUUCCCAGACCCUCACUUCAAAAAGACCAAGCACAAGUGGAGGAUCAUUAGUCCCACUUUGUUGGCAGAGUAUGCCUAUACACUGAGAGUUGGGGGUUUGGUGUAUACCAUCACAGAUGUGGAGGAAGUCCACCUCUGGAUGGUGAAGCACUUCACAGAACAUCCACUGUUCACACGUGUCUCGGAGGAAGAACUGGCUGAUGAUGUCAUCAUAAGUCGUCUGGGUACGUGUACAGAAGAAGGAAAGAAAGUGCAGAGAAAUGGAGGGAAGAACUUCCUUGCAGUUUUCCGGAGGGUCGAGGAUUCGCAUUGAGACCAAACAGUCUGGACUAAACUGAAACGGUCAUAUGCAGUCACCGAAACACAGCAGAUGACCUGUAGGUUCAGUCGAUGAACAGUGAUGUUUUUAUUUUUGUAUUGAUGAUUUUUUUUUUUUUUGUGCCUUCUUUUCCCCAUAAUUUAUCAUUUUCAUUCCUCAGCUCACACGGAACAGCAUCAGAGGAGAAAUCAUAAAAGGAUUUCUAUUCAGGAUAGAUUCAUGAAGUGCUUUGUGAAGCUUUCUUUUUCUUUUUUUUAAUACAUUUGAAUAUUUUUUUAAUGAUCUUCUUCUCUUUUUGCCAAACUCAAGUUUAGUUUUGGAUUUCCUGUAAAACUGUGAAGUCUUAGUAAAAACAAAAAUUUAAAACUAAACCAAAAUUGAAAAUUCAAUCAUUUUUUGCUCAUUAUACGUGAAGUUACGAUACUAUUAACAGUUUACAGCUUUCUUUCUUUUUAACCUAAGAUUUAAAAAGGUUGUUAUUAUAUUACCUCAUGAAACUGGGCCGCAGAGUUUUGUUUUAGUUUUAAAAACCUAAAUGAAAUGCCUAAACUGUUUAUGUAAUGUUAAAACUACUCAGUUUAAUAUGCAGUGAAGAUUGCCAACAGUCCACAUCUGGCUUGUUUGCUUGGGGUCAUCAUCUGGUUUAAAGUUAUAAUUGCCCCAUGCAGUGCAGAGCAUUCAAAUUCAGUCAUAUGGAGUUUAAGGUAGAACCUGUUUUGGCUGAGAAAAUAAAAAUGUAAUGAUGGUAAUUUUGUUUAAAGUCACUUUUAGAUUACUUAACAAUUCUCCUGGGUGCAAUUAAACCUAAUUUACUCAUAAAAAACACAAAUUAACCACAACUGGUGUUAAUCAAAUACUAAAACAACUAUUAUUAUUAUACUGAGAAGUUCAAAUCAAAGGCAUCUCUAACCUUAACGGUAGCUUUCUGUGUUGGUUUUACCAUUUUUAGUUGUAUGUUACAGGUCGGUACUUUAGUCUGUCAGGAGUUUGCAAACGGGACGGAGCAAGUUUGAAGGCCUUUGUCUGCUGCAGGCUGUGGUGAUUAUGAACAGGAUAGCACAUGCCAAAAUUGAAACAUAGACACUGGGAACUUUUUUUGUUUUGUUUUUUUUUCCACGAUAAUUAGAAAUCAUUUCACUUCUGAACCUACAAAUCCGUCAAUGAAUCCCUUUUCCAAAUUAUAACAUAUAGUACCAGCUAAUUCAUGUCUUUUUAAUAAAAUUUUCAGUGAAUUACA